AUGCGGUCGGCAUUGUUUAUUGGAACCCUUGUUCUUGCCUUCAUAGGCGGUAAGUUUCAAGCGCUUUAGAUCUAGUUGGCUUUUCAGUAUGCGAUUGUCGGGAACUUCCGCCGUCUGGGCCACCUCCUCCCCCGCCACCGCCGGAGGAGGGACGUAAACCGGAGCAUCCGCCGCCACCACCACCCCCACCACCACCUCCACCGCCGUCUCUUCCUCCAGGAUUUACUGGAUCCCCUCCACCGCCACCUCCUCCACCACCACCACAUUGGCCACCUCACAGACCUGGCAGACAUCAUCCACCUCCUCCUCCGCCACCACCGCCGUGUCCUCCUCCAGGAUUUACCGGAUCUCCUCCGCCGCCACCACCACCACCAUACUGGCCUCCACACGGACCACCUCACGGACCCCCGCAUCCACCACCAUCUCCUCCACCAGGCUUCACCGGAUCUCCACCCCCACCCCCACCACCACCGCCACAUGGUCCACCACACAGGCCAGGAAGACACCACCCUCACCCACCUCCACCCCCGCCACCACCCCCACCAGGAUUCACCGGUUCCCCUCCUCCACCUCCACCAUGCUUCACCGGAAGUCCACCAACUCCCCCAUCAGUGGUUUAA
Messenger RNA from Bursaphelenchus xylophilus (pine wood nematode), 620 nucleotides. The record is from the annotation of a GenBank genome assembly. Lineage: Eukaryota; Metazoa; Nematoda; Chromadorea; Rhabditida; Aphelenchoididae.